AGGGCAGCAGCUGAGCUGAGUGUGCGUCCCUCGCUCCCCGCCGGCAUCGCCCUGCCCUGAGCGCCUCUCGGAGCCAGCCGGCAGCGGGGCAGCGCCAUGGGGGCCGCAGGAGGGCUGGGGCUGGCCGUGCUGGCGGCCGCGGUGCUGUGCGGGCCGGGGGCGCUCGCCGGGCGCGUCCUCAGCGGCCAGAAGGUGUGCUAUGGUGCCUUCAAGCAUUCUUGUUACAAACUAGCCUAUUUCCAGGACUUGUCUAGACGCGUGGGCUUCCAGGAGGCCCGCCAGGCAUGUGAAAUCGAUGGCGGGGCUCUGCUGAGCUUGGAGAGUGAAGCUGAGCAGCAGCUGAUAGAAAACAUGCUGCAGAACCUCACCAAAUCGGGCUCUGGGAUUUCUGAUGGUGAUUUCUGGAUUGGGCUGUGGAGGAGCGGUGAUGGACUGGCCACGUCGAGUGCCUGCCCCGACCUCUACCAGUGGGCCGAUGGAAGUAUGUCACCAUUCAGAAACUGGUACACAGAUGAGCCUUCCUGUGGAAGCGAAGCCUGUGUGGUGAUGUAUCACCAGCCAACUGCAAACCCUGGUCUGGGAGGGCCAUACCUUUAUCAGUGGAACGAUGACAGAUGCAACAUGAAGCACAAUUUUAUCUGCAAAUAUGUCCCAGAUAAUGUCUUAGAAAAAGAAUUAGGAGACAGAGCAGAGCCAGAAUACGAUAUUUUUCCAACAGUGCCAGCAGGAAAUCCUUAUGACACAAGCAAACCAGAAGAUCAGUAUCAUAUUAUUGCUACUGAAACAGGUAUAAUUCCGAAUUUAAUUUAUGUUGUAAUACCCACUAUACCACUGCUGCUGUUGAUACUGGUGGCUUUUGGGACUUGCUGUUUCCAGAUGCUUCAUAAAAGUAAAGGAAGAACAAAAACCAGUCCAAACCAAUCCACACUAUGGAUUUCAAAGACACCCAGGAAGGACAGUAGCAUGGAGGUAUAAUGAUUUACUGACUGAAAAUGAGGCAAAAAUAACAUUUUGCAGUGAGGCUGUAUUAUAAUGUCGUCAAAGAACAUUAGCUUGGAAUGGCUUGAAAAUGCAAAGGAUCUACAAGAAUGAACUGUAAGCUCCCCCUUGAGGCAAAUGUUCAGAUCAUUUUUAUAUGAUGUUUGUUUAUUAAUUCAGUAACAAAAUAUGCCAUGCUAAAUAAAGGGUAUGUGUUUAUUUUGCUAAGAGAUGUAAGUUAGCUAGUUGUGAGCAAUGAAAUGAACAGAGCAUUUGAAGUUUUUAUGGGGAAAUAUCCACAGUGUAUGUCAGUUUUAAGACUGUUUGUAGUUAAACAAACCUCCUCUGUUUCUUUUAGUCUCUCAUGCAUUGUAUUGUAUAGUCAAUGUACAGUAAAUGGAACUGACAAUUUUACAGUGUAACAAUUAUUUAUCUUUGCAUAAAAGUUUGAUACAAAAUAUUUGUUUAGUAUUUAUUUGCGCACUUAACACAGUUUUUGAACCUUGGGAACAAAUAUUAUUUUAUGAAAUAAUGACAUGGUUGCUGACAGAAACAGCCACCAUAUUGUGACAUCAACCUGAUGUGGCAAAAUUCAAGGAUUCAUCAAAGCCCUUUGCUGUCAUAGAAUUAAUUCAUUUUGCCAUGGAAUGACUAUAGCCUUUUUUCAUACUGGCUCAAGGUCAACAUAAAACUUGGAAAGUGGUACCUCAUUAAUGGUGUGCCCUUUAAAGGCAGCUAUUAGUUGUUACUUCAGUC
This is a messenger RNA of Zonotrichia leucophrys gambelii, 1734 nucleotides long. It is a transcript of the gene CHODL, whose product is annotated as chondrolectin. The record is from RefSeq and is a predicted model, not a curated record. Lineage: Eukaryota; Metazoa; Chordata; Aves; Passeriformes; Passerellidae. Gene Ontology annotation, cellular component: cytoplasm. The transcript is spliced from 7 exons. Gene Ontology annotation, biological process: positive regulation of axonogenesis. Bases 97 to 975 code for a protein of 292 amino acids.